AUGCCAAAAAAAAGGAGGAUAGAGCAUCAACCGAGAAGAAAACAAGAAGGAGCGACUCUUUUGAUUUUGAGACUUUAUGUUUCAUUUGCACGCAAAAUAUUGCGGGUAUUGGACAAACUAAACUGCGAAAAAAUUUCGCCAAAAUCACAACACAAGUCAAAAACUUUAAUUGAGUCUGCCGAGAAGGGGUACCUGGUUUACCAAGAAGCUGCCAACCACUUGUUAGAUGCUCGUUUGGAUCAAGAAAUUCCGAAAUAUCAUCACAAAUGUUUCCUUCAAUGCAACCGGUACAGGACAGGUGUGCUUCCUGGAAAACCAAAGGGUCGCCCGAAUGACUCAGCAAUCACAUCAGAAAUUGAGGAAAUUUACAAGCAUAUUGAAAAGUCCAAUGAUGUCGUCUAUAAAAUGUCAGAACUAACUGACAUGUUAGAUGGCAGUAUGGAUAAUAGAACAGUCAUCAAACGACUGCAGAGCUAUUAUGGUAAAACUGCGAGGAUUAUUACCCAUAACGGCGUCGGAACUUUCCUGGUUUUUGAAGAGCACGAGUAUGACAUAUUGAAACAAGAGUGGACCGCCAACAAUCUCGAUCCAGCCCAAGAAGCUAUGAAAAAUGUCCAAUCUGCAGCAACGGUUAUACGUCAUCAAAUUUGUAAAAAUAAAUAUGAAACAGAGUAUUAUCCCUCUGGUGAGGUUAUGUUUAGCGAAGAAAAAAUGGUUGAAGAUAUUCCAGAGUUAUUGUUUCUUCUAAUUCAGUCCAUAAUAAGUACAAACAAAACAGGAAAACCUGAUGCAUUAUUAAGAAAAUUUAUAGUAAUAUGUCAUCUCAUAAUUGCAGCAACUCGUCCUCGAUCAUUCAUGUCUUCUGUACUAGUGGGUUUGGGAGUAAUGAUAUAUCAAAAAUUUGCUUCUAAGAACCUGUGA
Molecule: messenger RNA, 921 nt
Organism: Psylliodes chrysocephalus
Lineage: Eukaryota; Metazoa; Arthropoda; Insecta; Coleoptera; Chrysomelidae
Source: the annotation of a GenBank genome assembly